This is a messenger RNA of Chenopodium quinoa (quinoa), 357 nucleotides long. RefSeq names its product homeobox-leucine zipper protein ATHB-52. The record is from RefSeq and is a predicted model, not a curated record. Gene Ontology annotation, biological process: positive regulation of DNA-templated transcription. Lineage: Eukaryota; Viridiplantae; Streptophyta; Magnoliopsida; Caryophyllales; Amaranthaceae. Bases 1 to 357 code for a protein of 118 amino acids. Gene Ontology annotation, molecular function: DNA-binding transcription factor activity, RNA polymerase II-specific; sequence-specific DNA binding. The transcript has a single exon. Gene Ontology annotation, cellular component: nucleus.
AUGGACCGGAAGUUCCAUUUGGCUCAAGAAUUAGGCAUUCCAUCGCGACAAGUUGCAAUAUGGUACCAAAACAAGAGGGCUAGGUGGAAGAGCCAAAGCCUAGAGAUGGGCUAUGCAACCCUCCAACAAAGGCUUGAGAGUGUGCUAAUUGAUAAUGAAAGGCUUGAAAAGGAAGUUCAAAGGCUUAACCAAGAGUUAGAAAAUGUACGCCAAAUGUUAGUUGCUUCAACCUCAACAUCAAAUUCAUAUGCAUGUGAUGAGGAAGGAAACUCGGGGUUGAUUAAUGGUGAGCCUAGUAGUUGCUUUCAUAGAGAGCUUUACGCUUGUUUGAUUGGCAAUAAUGAAAGGCAACUUUGA